Nomascus leucogenys (northern white-cheeked gibbon) is the source of this 1080-nucleotide messenger RNA. RefSeq names its product growth arrest specific 6 (gene GAS6). The transcript has 5 exons. Gene Ontology annotation, cellular component: extracellular region. The coding region runs from base 173 to 547 and encodes 124 amino acids. Lineage: Eukaryota; Metazoa; Chordata; Mammalia; Primates; Hylobatidae. Gene Ontology annotation, molecular function: calcium ion binding. The record is from RefSeq and is a predicted model, not a curated record.
CAGCCGCCCGAACCCGCCCAGACUGAGCGCUGGAGGUGCCGCAGCCGCCGCUGCCGCCGCCGCGAUGUGACCUUCAGGGCCGCCAGGACGGGAUGACCGGAGCCUCCGCCCCGCGGCUCCCGCGGCUCGCCUCGGCCUCCCGGGCGCUCUGACCGCGCGUCCCCGGCCCGCCAUGGCCCCUUCGCCCUCGCCCGGGCCCGCCGCCCUGCGCGGCGCGCCGCUGCUGCUGCUGCUGGUGGUGGCCUUGGAGUGCGCGUUUGCCGCGCUGUUGCCGGCGCGCGAGGCCACGCAGUUCCUGCGGCCCAGGCAGCGCCGCGCCUUCCAGGUCUUCGAGGAGGCCAAGCAGGGCCACCUGGAGAGGGAGUGCGUGGAGGAGCUGUGCAGCCGCGAGGAGGCGCGGGAGGUGUUCGAGAACGACCCCGAGACGGAUUAUUUUUACCCAAGAUACUUAGACUGCAUCAACAAGUAUGGGUCUCCGUACACCAAAAACUCAGGCUUCGCCACCUGCGUGCAAAGGUGUGAUGUGAAAGCCCAUCCCCGCCUCUGAGUCAUCCAGUCAGACACCACCGUACUUACAGUUCCAAGAAUCUUGUGCUCAGACAUGUAAACAUGUGUGAGCGGCCUUCUGCUCUUCACACGCUUGGCAGCUUAGCACACGCGGUCUGUCCCGUGCCUCUGCGACUCUGUCUGCACAGGAGACCCUCUCUUAGCGUGUCUCACCUUCAUGCUGGCAUUUCCAGCCGGUGCAUCAUGUGAGCUUAGCCCAUGCAUGUUGGCUGAUGUCCAGGUUAUUUCCAAUUUACAUCAUUAUAAACAAAACUGGCAUGACAUCCUCGUGUACCUGUUGCCUCCCACACGUCUGAGUGUCUGCGGGAUGCGUUCCCAAGGAUGGAAUCGCAGAGGCAGUCCUCAUGUUUCCUUUGGAUACAGAUACUGCCAAAUUAUCCCAGAGCCGACCUUAGCCUCCGCCCCUGCAGGGGUGAAUGAACUGUUUUUUUUUUUUUUUUUUUAAACUUUUGAUCUCUUCCAAUGUAACAGGUGAGAAAUGACAUCAUCAUUUCAGGUUUUUGUUUUGUUUGU